CUUCCAAGAAAACAAAAUUGGCAGCACAGUUUGUUCCUUUUCAUUUUUUUCGGCAUGCUUGAUUUUUUAGGGGUUGAAGUUAGCUAGCACCAACUGGGAAAGGAAUCCCAUAAGUGGGAGAAAGGCUGUCGUGUUGUUAGGGAGUGCUCUUCAGCCUAAGUGAUUAGCAGCAUUUAGCCUCUAAAAAUAACUUGUGAGCAGAGUUUGUAGUCAGGUCCAAUUUCAGUUGUAGAGUCCCCUGCUGUGCAGGGGCUGGCCAGUCUCAAGCUCUGGGAGGCAAGUGCAUGCAGUGUCCCUCAGACCUGUCAGUAGUACUUUUGAGUUGUUUGGCGUUUUUUUUUUUUUUUUUAACUUUAGCAUUUAUUAUUCAUGGAUUGAAGAAAUCGAAAUGGCUGAAGAUAAAGAGACAAAGCACGGAGGACACAAGAAUGGGAGGAAAGGAGGACUCUCUGGAACUUCAUUCUUCACGUGGUUUAUGGUGAUUGCCUUGCUGGGUGUCUGGACAUCUGUAGCUGUGGUUUGGUUUGAUCUUGUUGACUAUGAAGAAGUUCUAGCCAAAGCAAAGGACUUCCGUUAUAACUUAUCAGAGGUGCUUCAAGGAAAACUAGGAGUCUAUGAUGCUGAUGGUGAUGGAGAUUUUGAUGUGGAUGAUGCCAAAGUUUUAUUAGAAGGAUCCAGUGGGGUAGCCAAGAGAAAAACUAAGGCUAAAGUUAAAGAACUCACUAAAGAAGAGCUCAAGAAGGGAAAAGAGAAACCUGAGUCAAGGAAGGAAAGUAAGAACGAAGAGAGAAAAAAGGGGAAGAAAGAAAAAGAGGAUGAUGGAAAGGAUAAGAAGAUUGCUGAUGCAGACCUCUCCAGGAAGGAGUCUCCUAAGGGUAAAAAGGACAGAGAAAAAGACAAAGUGGACCUAGAAAAAAGUGCUAAAACCAAGGAAAAUAGGAAAAAAUCAACAAAUAUCAAAGAAGUUUCUAGUAAAAUGGCAUCCAGAGACAGAGAUGACAGAAAGGAAAGUAGAAGUUCUACCAGAUAUGCACACUUAACAAAGGGAAAUAACCAGAAAAACUAAAGCUCUGGCAUCAUCAUCCCAGAACACGGUCAUGUUCCAGAUGACAAUUUGUUGUGGAAAAGCAUGGAAAAUGUAGUAUUGCUCUGGUCGGUGAAGGUGUGUAAAUUAGCCAUUGAAUGUAUUAUUGGUGCUGAGCAAGUAAAUUAUCUGAAAUUUAAAUAUACCGUCUCAGGCUUCUAAACAUAAAAACAUUUUGAAAAUAUGUCACAGAAUAUGAUGUAAUAACUUCUAUUUAUUGAUCAUGUAUUCAGGCAAAUGUAUAUGUAUCAUGAAUUUUUAUGUAUUAUAUUGAAUACUUUCAUUGACAUUAAAUAAGAAUAUUAAGAUUUUAAAUAUUAUUUUCUGUGCAGAAUAUCUUGUAACUUUUUCAGAUGUGCUAAAUACUCAGGGAGAUAGGAUUUGCCCUUUGUUGUCUCCCUCCUUUUCCUUCCUGCUUCCCUGUUUUUUUGCAGGCACCUCCCCAGACUCAUGUGCCACCUCCUUCCCUGAGUUCCUCCCUUCAGGCUUUUCACAGGUUCUCCUUACUCUUUUCCCUCUCUCUCUCCUUUUCUACUUAACCUUCCGCAGUCUUUUGCUCUCUCGUUUCCUUCGCUCCUCACCUCACCCCUGCCCCUCACCUCACCCCUGCCCCUCACUCCUGCAUACUUCUCACUCCUGACCUCCCUACAACCACCCCACCUUUCUGUCAUCCGACACAUACUUGGUGCCUACCGUAUGCCACGUACACUGCUCGGGGAACUCUGGCCAUAGCCAUGAAUAAAAGGGAGAAUUAUAUUUAGAAGAAAAAGCUCAGAACACUUUUAUUUAUGAUACCUUUGUACUCUUAGACUAACUAUAGAAAGGUUUUAAUUAUUUCAGAUUAGGAUGUACUUUCAUUUUUUAUCACAGUUUUCCAUUAUUUUGGUUGAAUGGCAUACAUUUUUCAUAUUUGAUUGCAUCAUUAUUUACCAUUUCUAAGGAAUUGCAAAUGUAAUCUCUAACUAGAGGUCAGAAUUUAACAUCUUAGAAAAUAUUUAAUAAAGUGAAGUUUUAGUGAGAUACAGUUCUACAAAUGGUUUGUACUAUUCUGUGCCUCAAAUAUUAUGUAUCUAAUUGUGACUACUGUGAAAUGCAGUUAGUUGAUAAUGAUACAUUGUUGUGUAGCAUUUUUGAUUCUGUUAUUGUUAACCUUAUUUGUUAACAACAGAAUCAAAAAUGCUACUACAAAGAUUUUAUUUUUAAAUAAAUUUUUAAUAAUAGAAUCAAAAAUCCUACCCCAAAGAUUUUAUUUUUAAGAAAAGAUUUAUUUACUUUUUUAUGAAGAUCUUAAAAAUAGAGGCUUUUGGCUUAAAGAUAUUUCAACUCAGAAAUGAGGACACGUAAGUGUAAAUAUUUCUAAAUGGAUUGUACAUCUUUUUCUUAUGUUAACGCCUUUUACUAUUUAAAGUCAAAUACUUUACAACAUUUAAUUGACAGAAAUUUCAAGUUAAUAGAAUUAUAUAACAGAUGAAAUACUAGAGAAUAGCUAAUAUCUCUAAUAUAAUCCUGUUUUUUACUGCUUAAAAGCUAAGGGCUGAAGAUAUUAUAAUGUGAUAACUUGGAGUUUUAUGUUUUGAUUAGUCAGGAUUUUGCCAUUUUUUAUAGAUUACAACAACAUAGUAAACCAAAAAGGGAAUUUUACGGCUGCUUUGUUUGGCAGAUACAGGAAACUAACUUCAGAUGACUAGAUACCACAUCCAGACCUGGAAUCAGAGCUCUUUUUCUUCUUAGCUCACUCUGCAGGCCUUAACUGUGCUAGUUUCUGCCUGACUUACUCUAUUUGGAGAUCCUACCACUUGAUAACCAAGAUGGCCCUAGGCAGGCUCCAGACCAGUCUUUCCAGUUUACCAAGCCCAGUGCAGAUGCCUCUGGGAGAGAGAAUUCCAGGUGGCCUGGUUAAGCCUGGUGAACAUCUGGGACCAUUUUUGUAGUUGAGGAUGGUGAAUCUUCCCAGGUGCACACCUGUGCACAAAGCUUUGGAGUGGGAGUUGAGUGGGUCCCACCCAGACUCCAUCAAACGUAGGGCAUCUGGGACAAGAAAGUGAGGCUUUGAGAACUGGACGGAACCAGAAGCAGGAACAUGUCCCCCAGGCUUAUGAAAGUUGUGUGAUUCUCAAACCAUAUCUUGGUGUUAGAUCUUUCUCCUAAGAUAAAUGGAGUGGUUUUUUUUUUUAUCUUUUCUCCUAAGAUAAAUGGAAUGUAUAAAAUUUUAAGUGCUGUCUUCUCUAAAGAUUGUUUGUUCUCCCUUGAAGAAGGGCAAACAAUUAUAAGUGAAUUUGUUGAAGCAUCCUAGCAAUUUUUACCUUAGUUUUUAAGUUCAAUGGCUAUGGGGCAGAAAAUGCAUAAAUACUAAAUUCUAAAUAAUGAGUGAAAAUAUUUUUGGAAUAAGCUGAUCAUCAUAAGCACAUAAGAAUUGUCUAUUGCUAUUUAGUAAAGUACUUCGGAAUGUUUUGGCUAUAUCGUUGAUUUCUUCUUUGAGUGUUAGCUCAAGAAUUGAAACACCUCAGCUAAACAUUUAAAGAUCUUUAAAAGCACUUGUACACUAGAACUUGAUUUAUUUUUUCCUUCUCUCUUCUUUCCUUCUUUUGUUUCUUUCUCUUUUCUUUCUUUUUGUAACUGUUUCAACUGACUUAUUGAUGUUAGAGUCACACUUUAUCCAACUGCAUUAGUAAUUAAGCUUCAGCUAAAUCGAAACCAGCUCUGAGUGGUGGUUAGUGGGUUAAAACCAUGUUUGGCACUCUCACUUUUACAUUUUGUAUUGAAUAGGUUGUUAUUUCUGUAUCGUUUGCUUCAUAUUGUUUUCCAAGUUUAAUUAAAACCAGAAAGGUUGCCUUUUUAAAUAAGCCAGUUGCAUCAGGGACAAAAAAUUCAUAAUAAGUAGCUGGGAGUCAGAUGUUGUUUUCGGGAAGACUUGAAAAGGGAAAAUUAGGUAGUGAAAAUGUAAGUUUAUUUUGCCAUAUCCGUAACAACAAUUGAUUUAAAUAUUAUGAUAUGAUACUUACAAAUCUUUUGAAUGAUAUUUUGGCAUGUUUUUCCUUAAACUUUGUAAGGUAACAUUUCACAUUUUCAUAGCAUAGUCUUUGUUAAGGUAGUCAAUUUUUUGAAAAUAUUUGAGUGCCAAUCAAUUUUUCCAAGGAUCUUCUAUCCUUUAGUAUUCAGAUACUUCCUUUUGAAGCACUUCCAUCAUCCUUGAAUUUUUUCUUCAUUUUUUGUGUUAUUUAGUUUCUGUUUUAUUUCCUAAUGGCUUUGUAUGUGAAUGAAUUUUAGUUAUUCCUAACAUCAUUGGUAGUCAUUUUUUUGAAUUUUUUUUAAGCAAGAUUUUCAGUUUUACCGUCUGGGUGAUUUGCAUUGUGUAUAGAUGAUCCUCUCAAAGUUUCACAUUGAGAGAGAGACUGAUGAAGAAAUUGAUAUAAAUCAAUCAGCAUGAACACUAUCCAGGGGAGGACUUGAGUUAAUUCUAUAGGUGAUUGCUUUAUUGAGAAUAUUUUGUAUUAUGACCCGCUUAGCUAUGCAAGUUUGUAACUUCAGAGGUUCUCAUAAUGAUACGUGGAUAAUAAAGAUUCUCCAUAGACACUUGAUUGAAAAAACAGGGAGUAAAGAAGAAUCAUAUUUUAUUUCAAAUGGGUCUGGUGACUUAGGCUAUAUCCCCUGACACUGAUUUCUUUUUCCUAUGUCCUCAAUUGUUUCCUCUCCUGUUAAUGCCCAUGGGUAAUAAUUCUCAAAACUGAUUGCUCAGAAUGUUUCAUUGUAAAAUGCAUCUUGGUUGUUUUCCUCAUUUGUAAAUUGAAGGCAAUGCUGUUCCUCAGCGUGGUUGUGGGAAGUAGCUGGCGUUGCAUAUGUGUAAACAGCAGCCACGUUGUUCGGCAUUCGCUGUCCCUUUUUCAUGGGUAUGAUGAUAAUAGUAAUAAUUCAGCCAAGAUGUCUCAGUCGGGUUCAAAACUUGGAAGCAUUGAAACCGAUUCCUUUUCCAACUUUGGCCAACAGAUUGCAAAACAAAUACUUAAGUCAUUUAUCCUUUGUAGUGAAUGUGUCUUUGUGAAAUGAGUAUAUUGGAGCCUGAUUUAUUCUGCUGAGAUCAUUGAGGGGGCAAAUGCAAAUAAUUAUAAAUGCUAUACAUGUGUGAAGCCAUAAGAAUGCCUAGUUUUUAAAAGAAUAUUGUGACAAUAUAAAAAUGCAAGAUAUAAAGGCUAGAAAAAAGUUAUGAAAUAAACUGUAAUAUUAAGUAUAUAGUAUAAGCAAUAAGCCCAAUGAUCAGCCUAAUUGUGGAAAAUGUAGUUUGUUUUUUAUUCAGAGCACAUUUUUCCCAUAGAUAUGAUUUUAUGGUCUUCAGAGAUUUUUUUUUCUUUUACUCUGGCACACACAAAUUUACUUAAUUCUAAUAUCCUGUUCUUCACGUCUUACUGUAACUAUGUUUCUAUGUAAAAUGAAUUUAUCAUUCUUCCUUUGGAUAUUAGGAAUAUAUUUAAUUUUACUUCUGAAUGUUCUCCAGAAUUUCUUCGGUUACGUCCAUGGUAUUAAAUUCAUUCAGAUAGCUUACAUGGACAAAAAACCAUGGAUUGGCUCCCCUGAUUGUAAAGCCCAGGGGUAAUUUUGGCUUUUUUCUUUGUUAUGCUGGAUCUAGGUGCUCAAACAAUGUUCUCAGCCUCUGUCUGUGGACUCUCAGGAAUGUUGGCUUCCUUCUCAGGCAGAGUCUCAUGUGUUCAUCUUCAACCUUCCUCCUUAUGGAGUAGGGGAUAAGAAAGCUGUGAUUGCUGACACACUGGGAUAUGUGAGCGCCCACUCUUAAACUGUUGGGUAAAGAAAAAUUGGAUUCCCCUAAGGAAGUUAGUGUUUUCACUAGAAGAAGUAGGAAUUGAUGCAGGGCGGGAAUAGGUGUUUGCACACCACUCUUCAUCUGCGCUGAAAGCAGACAGAUGAUGGAGUUUGUUUCCCCUUUUUCUACCCAUUCCAUUUCUUCUUCUUCCCCUGCCCAGAUACAGAGAGGUGAAUGGGAUGGGCCAAAAUAGAUAUUUCAGAAUAAGAAGGUGUGUACCUAAACACUGGGUACUCAUGGGCAUAAAGAUGGAAACAAGACACUAGAGCUUCUAGAGAGGGGAGAGAGGGAGACAAGGGUUGAAAAACUGUUAGGUACUAUGCUCACUACCUGUGUGAUGAAAUCAUUUAUAUUCUAAAUUUCAGUAUCACAUGAUAUACCUAUGGAACAGACCUGCACAUGUGCUCCUUGAAUUAAAUAGAAGUUACAUUUAAAAAUUAUAUUUAAAAUUAUAUUUAAAAAUUUAAAAAGCUUUGGAGAAGAGAGAGAUCUUAUUCCAAACAAUUAUUGGUCAAACAAUAAUUUUAGCCCGCUGAAAGAAUGUAAGAGAAUACUGACAUAAUAAAUGUUGCCAUUUAGAUAUCAGGUAAUGAAGUUUAUUUUGUUGUUAAGCUCUCUGUUUUUGCCCCUGUUCUGUUUAAAAUGAGAAUUUUUGUGUUCAGGAAACUAAAGGAUGAGUGUUAUGUAGCAGACCCAUAAGAUUAUUUUCAUGAAAAUCUUGUUUGGGCUGAUCUGAAAGAUUCCUCAAUAACAAUCUUUUGUCUCUUAUCCUUUCUUCUCCAUUUGCCUAAGAAUAUAAUUGCAUAAGCUAAAUGUUUGUUCCCUGUUUGGCCAUCAUUUCUAUAUAGGAAUCAAUGUCUGGAAGAACUCUAUAAACCAUACAAAGCAGAAAGUCAUCCAUUUUUUUUCUUUGUUUUUAUUUACUACCCCACUUGAUUUCACUUUUUGUAUCUAUGUAUUGCCCCAUAUUAAGUCAGGUAUGCAUAUGUCAUAGAGGUCUGCCUCUUGUUUUCAUCUUCUUUGCCUUACAUAUUACUUGUCUUUUAUCCUAUUAGAGGAAGACGAUCUAUGCUUAAAGCCAUUGUUAUUUUUGAUAAUUAUAUAAUACCAACAUGCUGUGUCUAUAGUUCCCAUUUAUUGACUCAGCUAAUAUUUCUGAGUAUCUGCAGCAUGCCAAGGACUGGGCAAGGCAUGGAGGAUACAAGAGAUUGAGGUGGCUCCUAUCCCUGCAGUGAAAUGAUAUGAAAUAAGCAAGGGACCAAAAGAGAAAGUAAUGAGACUAGAGUGACUGUCAGUACGGCCCGCUACUCCCUCCAUCUAGAACGUGCUCCCGCUCUGUGUGGUGGGCUGCCUUUGUCUCUCCCAUGGGACCCAACCCAGUCAUCACCUCUGCAGUCAGACGUCUCUGACCCUCCCAAGUGGCUGCACUUGGCACACUUCUGUUAUCACACUCAUCAUCUUGCCUCAUUCCUAGACUUUGCUGCCAGACUACGAGUUAUCUCCAGCACCUGUCCUAGUAACUGACACUAAUAGGCAUUCAAUGUUUGUUUAUUGAAUGGCGAAUAUACAAAACAAAUUAUCUAAAAAUAUUUAAGGUCUGUAUAUACUGUUGAAGAAUAUUAGGAAGAAGAAAGCUGUGUGUGUGUGUUUUUAAAGAACCCAAAAGAUUGUUCAAUAAUUGCAGUGUUUUAACUUCCUUGGGAGUUGCCUGUAACUGUGUUUAUGUUGCUGUGUGUACAUGUGCAAGAGGUGGGCAGGGAGGGAAUUUAAAGAUUUUUUUAGAAGAAAAUAAAAGGUAAAUUUUUGGAAAAAUACUUAUUAUCUCAUUUAAUUCUUAAAGCCCUUCCAAGGGGUCCUGUUUUGUCCUCUUUCUGCAUUUGUGGAAACCAAAAAGUGUAGUUGUUUCCACUGACAUGGAGUUCAAAUGGAAUUCAAAGACAUACUCUUGUCCCAGGUGCCCAAACUCUUACACACUAUGUUGAGUUGCAUGCCCUUUAAUUGCGUUUUUUAUGAAUCCUCUCUCUUCGGUGUUUGUGGAGUCCCUUCAUUGGUGCUGAAACCAGGCUCUUGGGAACCUUACUGCCAGUGUUUAAUUCUCUUGUAAUUUAUGUCUGUUUGAAAUCUGUCUGUCCAUCUUACGUUACGUAAAGAUGCUUUGAAUCUGGAAUGGCUCUUACUGCAUAUCAUGGGGUAGCUCUGAGUAUCUGGUAGUCUCAGAAUUUUGAUAAGUUCUGGGACUGCUGUUGGUAAACUAAGAAGGCUCUGUGUUCACUAAUUAUAUAAGCCAGGAGCAACAAUGAGGAUUAGCAUGGUUACCUAGUAAGCAUACCUUUCUGGCGUAUUGAUUUUCAGAAUAUUUCUCAAAUUUCAUGUACCUGUGAGCCUUAAUCUGGGGGUAAAUUGAUUUAUACUGCUAGACUACUUGCAAUUGAAACAGUACCACUUCUGAGCAAUUACUCUUCACAGAUAACCAUAGCCAGAGUAACCCGGAUUGGUAUGGAUAUAUUUUCCUUCAUCCAUACACCUUUGAAUUAGUAAACCAAAGAUUAAAAUAUUAAUUUAAAAAAAACUUUUUAGCUUUUUAUGGGCUUUGUGUAUGAAAUUCUGUGAAACAAAAUAAGUUUAUAAUUGUUCCCCAGGUUUUGUUGAGGGAGUGGCUUCCUUCUAACUCUCAUGAGAAGUAAAUACUUCGUGUUCCCUCAAGUCACAGCCCUUGGAUCCAGCAUCCAGGGCCUUUCUGAAAUGCACACCUCUCCUGGUGCCUCAGCCACCUUUCUUCUCCUUGGCAUCAAAUAUGUUCCUGUUGAGGAAUUUUGUACAGUCACAUGCCACAUGAUAAUGUUUUGGUUAAGGGUGGACUGCAUGUAUGAUGGUGGUCCCAUAAGAUCAUAGUACCAUAUUUAUACGGUAUCUUUUCUGUGUUUAGAUACACAAAUACUUUGUGUUACAGUUGUCUGCUAUAUUCGGUACAGUACAUGCUGUACAGUUGUGUAGCCUGGGACCAAUAGGAUAUGGCAUAUUAUCUAGGUGUGUGGCAGGCUAUACCCUCUAAGUUUGCCUAGGCACACCGUAAUGUUCCCACAAUGGUGAAAUUUCCUAAUGGCACAUUUCAACAAACAUUUCUCAGAAUGUAUCCCUGUCAUUAAGCAACACAUGACUGUACUUGCUGUUCCCUACCUGAAACACACAUGAAACUUACAUAGCCACAGUCCUGAUUCCCUUCAGGGUCUGUUCACAUGUUAUCAGUGAGUCCUUCUGCCAAAGUAUUACGAAUAGUUCCCACCCUCACUUUUCCCUAAUGUUCACCCUGUUCCAUGUCUUUCCUGUACCUCUGUCCCCAUCCAAUAUACUCUAAAUAGUUCAUGUUUCUUAUUUUUAUUUUUUUGAUAUGGAGUCUCACUCUUGUCUCCCAGGCUCUAGUGCAGUGGUGCCAUCUCAGCUCACCACGACCUCUGCUACCCGGGUUCAAGUAAUUCUCUUGCCUCAGCCUCCUGAGUAGCCUGGAUUACAUGUGUGUGCCACCACACCUGGCUAAUUUUUUGUGUGUAUUUUUAGUAGAGACGGGGUUUCACCAUGUCGGCCAGGCUGAUCUCGGCCCUUGUGAUCUGUCUGCCUUGGCCUCCCAAAGUGCUGGAUUACAGGUGUGAGCCACCAAACCUGGCCCAUGUUUCUUAUUUUUUUAAAUUGCUCUCUCCCCUGGAAGGUAGGUAUGUUGUUCUCAUUUACUAUAGAAUAGUUCCUUAAAUUAAGGUGCAUCUGAUGUGCCAAAGAACUAAAACCAAGGUAUGUUUUAAGGGAAUUAGUGUAUUUUCCAAAUCAUGUUGUGGCCAUUGCUGUGGUCUGGCAGUUUCUAUUCACCCUAUAAUGACUGGAAGGCAGCAGUGGACACCCUGUUCCUCUUGCCAGCGAAGGAAUGGAAGUGGGCCCCAGUCCUGAUGAUAAACACUGAAAGGGAAGACUGUCAGUAGCCUCUGGAAAAGAUUUCCUCGAGCCUAAGAAAGAAACAGAGCAAGAGAUGGUCCUUUUGCUUCUGGGCAUCGCCUUGUCUGAAAAAGAAGCUUGCAGCUUGGGAGCUCUGAUUGCCAGCCUGAGAAUGAAGCUUGGCCUGUGAGCCAGCCACCCGCCUACAAACUUCAUGUUUAGUUAGAUGAUAAAUUUCCUUCCUGCUCAACCAUUGUAAGCUGGCAUUUUGUUAAAUGCAGCCCCAGGAACAUCAGAACUGACACAUCUCAUGUCAUAACCUAAUUUUGAAUAUUUAUUUCAUUGUUACAUCAUUGCCACUUGUACCUCAUAAUAAAUCCAUUUCGAAAACCUUU
Messenger RNA from Callithrix jacchus (white-tufted-ear marmoset), 10213 nucleotides. RefSeq names its product aspartate beta-hydroxylase (gene ASPH). Gene Ontology annotation, molecular function: peptidyl-aspartic acid 3-dioxygenase activity; protein binding. The record is from RefSeq and is a predicted model, not a curated record. Gene Ontology annotation, cellular component: endoplasmic reticulum; membrane. Gene Ontology annotation, biological process: peptidyl-aspartic acid hydroxylation. NCBI's taxonomy places the organism in Eukaryota, Metazoa, Chordata, Mammalia, Primates, Cebidae.